AUGGUAAGCAGUGAGAAGGGUGGCAGAUCAUCUUUGGCGAUCCUCAUCACCUUAAUUCUUGCUGGAAUGGAAACUACUGCCGAUUCGUAUGUGUUGUUUACACUGAUUGAAACGUGUAUAGAAUGGUUGAAGGGAAUCGUUCCAUCUCCUCAUUGCCGGGACGACCUCAUUGAACAUAUUAUUCCUACGCUCUCGAAGGAGACGAGUUUAACUAUCAGCUUAGUGUCAUUGAUAGCUGUUGCAUUUAAGCACCUUGCGGAAGAAAGUAAGCAGUUGAAGCUACUUGUCAAUUUUCUUUAUCAACUGUUGGAGCUUUACGCAUUUAAUGAGUGGAUUGUGCACGACGCAGUGGAUUGUGCACUUCUUCAAAUUGCAACGACUAUGGGUCUGUCGGUGUCUGAAUUCCUUCAUACACAUGGGUCGUAUAUCGUUCAUCGUGUCGCGAUAUCCGCUCAGUCUCGCUCUGAUCGCAACCGAGCUCCUGUAGUGUUCAGAGCUCUUCUGGAUAAAGUAGAUGAUAGUCGAUUGUACAGCAGUGUGAGGCAUAUUAUAGAGGACUUAUUGUUUGCACUGGAUAAAUUCCAGCAGGAUUUCUGCAUCUUGGUCAUGCGCUCCAUGUUAUCCUUCGUGAUGGCCAUAGGCAGAUGGUUUCCUGAUAUGAAGCCGGUGGAAAUGGCAGAGAGCUGUACUAUUGAAAAUGGAAAUGAAGAAAUUUUGGAAACGGAAAGAAAGGCAUUGCCACCACCCAUAGCAGAUGUCGAGCGCGUUUUGUUGAGGACUAAGCAUCUCAUGUCAUCGUCUCAUCUUCCUAUACGAUUGUUAGCAAUGAGAGUUCUUCAUGAAGGUUUAUACGUACUUCGGAAUUUCGACGACGCUUUAUUACCUAUGGUGCAUCAAAACUGGGAAACGCUGAUCAACAGGUUUUCAGACAAGGAUUUAGAAGUGCAUCAAGAAGCUAUGAAGGUUGUGAUUCAGAUGGUCAAUGUAUCAAAAUCUUUUGUUUAUCGGCGAGUGCGACAUCAGUUGUGGCCUAUUCUAGAAACGUGGUUGACCCACGACCUGCAUAGGUACACAACAGGAACGCUGACGUACAAACGUCGUCUGCUGAUUAUUCGAAGGUAUUUCUGGUUCAUCAUGGACUGUGAACGACACUUGCCGCUCUUUGUGCAAGGAAGAGUUGUUACUGGUUUUGGAAGAGGUGGUAAGCAGUUGGGGUGUCCCACGGCCAAUCUAGAAGAGGCGGUUGUUCAAGCAUUACCAGCCGAUCUCCCUUGUGGUGUUUUCUACGGCCUCGCUAGAAUAAAAGGGAAGCAGGUUGUCCAAAUGGUGGCAAGUGUCGGCUGGAAUCCUCACUAUCAAAAUGAAAGAAAAACUUUGGAAGUACAUCUUCUUGAAAAAUAUGAUCACGACUUCUACGGCUCUAUGAUUGAAGUUCUUCUAAUGGGAUAUAUACGUUCAAUGUCCGCCUAUGUUAAUUUAGAAGCACUACGAGAUGCCAUCAAAUCUGACAUUUUGUUCGCUCAACAAGCAUUAGCAAAUGUCGACACUGCCUACUACGUUUCACAAUAUUUUCGUGAAGAUAGUUAA
This is a messenger RNA of Haemonchus placei, 1587 nucleotides long. Lineage: Eukaryota; Metazoa; Nematoda; Chromadorea; Rhabditida; Trichostrongylidae. The record is from the annotation of a GenBank genome assembly.